Trachemys scripta elegans is the source of this 1043-nucleotide messenger RNA. RefSeq names its product grancalcin (gene GCA). Bases 134 to 850 code for a protein of 238 amino acids. The transcript is spliced from 9 exons. NCBI's taxonomy places the organism in Eukaryota, Metazoa, Chordata, Testudines, Emydidae. The record is from RefSeq and is a predicted model, not a curated record. Gene Ontology annotation, molecular function: calcium ion binding.
CCAAUGGCAGGGCUCGGAGGCUCUGGCUCCUCCGAGCUUCCGCGAUCGGGCGGGGUGAGUCGGCGGCGUAGCAGCGGUAGCAGGUUCCCGGGCUGUGAACUGUGACGGUAGCGGCUCGGCCCGUGUCUCCGCCAUGGCCUACCCGGGGUUCGGAGCGUAUGGAGGUUACAGUGGUCAGAUGCCAGGAAUGCAAAUGACAGUGGGACAGCCAAUGCCAGGAGCAGUACCAAAUAUGCCUCAUGGAGGAUACUCUGGAUAUUCUGCAUAUUCUGGUACUUACUCUGCUGCUGCUGACCCUAUGUGGACUUACUUCGCUGCUAUCGCUGGACAGUGCUCUGUGGAGAUGCUGAGAGAACAGGAUGCUAGGAACAGAGCAGAGGAACACGAGGAUGGUGAAGUGGAUGCAGAGGAACUACAGAGAUGCUUAACACAGUCUGGAAUCAGUGGGACCUAUUCUCCAUUCAGUUUGGAAACCUGCAGAAUUAUGAUCUCCCUGAUGGAUAGAGAUUAUACAGGAAAAAUGGGAUUUAAUGAAUUCAAAGAACUCUGGGCAGCUCUUAAUGCUUGGAAGCAAAAUUUCAUGAUGAUUGAUCAAGACCGAAGUGGAACCGUGGAACUUCAUGAAUUGGGUCAAGUCAUUGCAGCUAUGGGUUACAGAUUAAGCCCUCAAACACUAACUGCUAUUGUAAAACGUUAUAGCAAGAAUGGCAAAAUCUUUUUUGAUGACUAUGUGGCUUGCUGUGUGAAAUUACGGGCAUUGACAGAUUUCUUCAGAAGACGAGACAACAUGCAACAGGGAUAUGUGAAUUUUGUAUAUGAUGAUUUUUUGCAGUGCACCAUGGCAAUCUGAUGGAAAGCUGCUAAAGGAUAUAGACUCCGACCUGUGAAGUCUUCUGCUGAGAAGAAAUUAACUGAACCUGCUGUGAAUUGAAGCUGUAGCAGACUUCCCCCAUCUUUCUGCCUGUUAAGACAUCCACUUUGAAUAAAUGUUUUGAUUUUAGUGCACAGUUAAGAGCAAUACAUUUUUUUUUCAUUUUUAGUUA